Messenger RNA from Dendrobium catenatum, 4042 nucleotides. Its product is annotated as putative phospholipid-transporting ATPase 9. Gene Ontology annotation, molecular function: ATP hydrolysis activity; ATPase-coupled intramembrane lipid carrier activity; magnesium ion binding. The transcript is spliced from 12 exons. NCBI's taxonomy places the organism in Eukaryota, Viridiplantae, Streptophyta, Magnoliopsida, Asparagales, Orchidaceae. The record is from RefSeq and is a predicted model, not a curated record. The coding region runs from base 322 to 3909 and encodes 1195 amino acids. Gene Ontology annotation, biological process: phospholipid translocation. Gene Ontology annotation, cellular component: plasma membrane.
UAUGUUUGUUUUCUGGACAAGUGUUUUUUUUUUUUCUUAAAAACAAGUGCUUCCAGGAAACGACCGUCUUGAAUUAGCCUCCGCCUUCUGCAACCUUAGGGUUUUCACCUAAGCUUACCCCACAUGCUACUAGUAUUAGAGAAGGUCUUUCCCAAAACUACUUCUUUGCCCAGGUCAACGAAUGCGCCUUUCGCUUUUAAUGUUGAAUGGGACGCCGUCGUCUAUGACGAGAACUUCAAAGACAGAAGGGCUUUUAUAACCCUUGGGCUGUGGUUGAAAUUUGCUGAAAAGUUAUUUACUUGAUGUUCGGGAGAUAAAGAGAUGGGUGGCGGGAAGAGGAAGAAGGUUCAUAUCAGUAAACUUCUCAGCUUCACCUGUGGGAAAUCUUACACCCUAGACGAGCAAUCGCAGAUAGGAGGCCCUGGCUUCUUGCGAGUUGCUUUCGCAAAUGAUCCGGAUUGCUUUGAGGCUAGCAAUCUCAACUAUGGACUGAACUAUGUUUCUACUACUAAGUACAAUUUGGCUACAUUUUUACCGAAGUCUUUGUUUGAGCAGUUCAGAAGGGUUGCAAACUUUUAUUUUCUUGUUACUGGAUGUCUUGCCUUUACUCCACUGGCUCCCUACACUGCUGUGAGUGCAAUUCUACCGUUGAUUAUUGUGAUUGGAGCAACCAUGGCAAAGGAGGCUGUUGAAGAUUGGAAGAGGUUCCAACAGGAUACUGAAAUGAAUAAUAGGAAGGUAAAAUUGCAUCUUGGAGAUGGAAUUUUUGAGAAUAUAGAAUGGCAAAAGCUGAGAGUUGGAGAUAUAAUAAAGGUGGAAAAGGAUGAAUUUUUCCCUGCUGAUCUUAUUUUACUUUCAUCCAGUUAUGAUGAAGCAAUUUGUUACGUUGAGACCAUGAAUCUUGAUGGAGAGACAAAUUUGAAAAUGAAGCAGGCUAUUGAGGCAACUUCAAAUUUACACAAUGAUUAUAACUUUCAACACUUCAAAGCAAUAAUAACUUGUGAGGACCCUAAUGCAAACCUCUAUACUUUUGUUGGAAGUAUGGAUCUGGAAGGCCAAAAACAUCCCCUCUCACCACAACAACUUCUUCUUCGGGACUCAAAACUGCGAAACACUGAUUAUGUUUAUGGGGUUGUGGUAUUCACUGGUCAUGAUACAAAAGUAAUGCAAAAUGCCACAGAUCCACCAUCCAAGAGAAGCAAAAUUGAAAGGAAAAUGGACAAACUUAUAUACCUCUUGAUGGCUUCCUUGGUCUUAAUUGCGGGUAUUGGGUCAAUCUUCUUUGGUAUCAAAACAGACAAGGACUUGAAUGAUGACAAAAUGAAGAGAUGGUAUCUUCGGCUAGAUGAUACAGAUGUCUUCUAUGAUCCCAAAAGACCAGCUCUUGCUGCAAUAUUGCAUUUUAUAACUGCAAUGAUGCUCUAUAGUUACUUCAUCCCAAUCUCUUUGUAUGUAUCCAUCGAGGUAGUCAAAGUUUUGCAGACCAUUUUUAUCAAUCAAGACCGACAAAUGUAUCACGAGGAAUCUGACAAGCCUGCCCAUGCUCGUACAUCAAACUUGAAUGAGGAAUUAGGCCAAGUUGACACAAUUCUAUCAGACAAGACUGGAACGCUGACCUGCAACUCAAUGGAGUUCAUCAAAUGCACAAUUGCCGGUAUUGCUUAUGGUAAAGGGGUUACCGAAGUUGAGAGAGCAAUAGCUAAAAGAAAAGCUUCCCCUUUGAUUUCUGAAGAGGAAAAUGAUCAUAGUAAUUUGAUUAAUAGACCUGCAGUUAAGGGUUUCAACUUUAAGGAUCAUCGAAUCAUGAAUGGGAAAUGGGUCAAUGAACCGCAUUCAGAUGUUGUGCAGAAGUUUUUUCAGUUAUUGGCAAUCUGCCAUACUGCCAUACCUGAAGUCGAUGAAGUUUCAGGAAAGAUUACAUACGAAGCUGAAUCGCCUGAUGAGUUAGCCUUUGUUAUUGCAGCACGAGAAAUUGGAUUUCAGUUCUAUAAGAGGACACAGACAUCCAUCUCUUUAUAUGAGUUGGAUCCCUUGACAGGAAACACAGUUGAAAGGUCAUACAAACUUUUGAACAUCUUAGAGUUCAAUAGUGCUAGAAAAAGGAUGUCCGUGAUUGUUCGAAGCCCAGAGGGGAAAUUGUUGUUACUUAGCAAAGGUGCUGAUAGUAUCAUGUUUGAAAGGCUUGCAAAGGAUGGAAGUGAAUUUGAAGGAAAGACCAGGAAGCAUAUUAAUGAAUAUGCUGAUGCUGGUUUGAGAACCUUGGUUCUUGCUUACCGUGAGCUUGAUGAAGAGGAAUAUCAAAAAUUCAAUAAGGAAUUUAUGGAAGCCAAGAAUUCAGUUAGUGCUGACAGGGAAGAAAAAUGCGAUGCAGCUGCUGAGAAGAUUGAGAAUAAUUUGAUUCUUCUUGGUGCCACAGCUGUUGAAGACAAGUUGCAAAUUGGGGUGCCUGACUGCAUUGACAAAUUAGCUCAGGCUGGAAUCAAGAUAUGGGUUCUUACUGGUGACAAGAUGGAGACUGCUAUCAACAUCGGAUUUGCAUGCAGCCUAUUAAGACAAGGAAUGAAGCAGUUAAUAAUUACAUUGGACUCUCCAGAUAUUGUUCUGUUGGAAAAACAAGGGAACAAAGACGCUAUUAACAAGGCAUCAAUGGAAAGCGUUUCCCGGCAAAUAAUUGAAGGGAAGAAACUUCUGAGUUGUUCAAGCUCAGCGUCAUUUGCUUUGAUAAUUGAUGGAAAGUCCCUUACAUAUGCUUUAGAUGUUACUGUUAAGAAUAUAUUCUUAGAGUUAGCUAUUUGCUGCGGAUCAGUUAUAUGCUGCCGUUCUUCUCCUAAGCAGAAGGCCCUUGUAACAAGACUUGUAAGAACUAGCACUGGUAAAGUAACAUUAGCAAUUGGUGAUGGUGCCAAUGAUGUGGGCAUGCUCCAAGAAGCAGACAUUGGGAUUGGUAUCAGUGGAGCUGAAGGAAUGCAGGCUGUUAUGGCAAGUGAUGUUGCGAUUGCCCAAUUUCAGUUUCUUGAACGCUUACUUCUAGUUCAUGGGCAUUGGUGUUACAGGAGGAUAUCAUCAAUGAUCUGCUACUUUUUCUACAAGAACAUCACAUUUGGGCUUACAAUCUUUUUGUAUGAGGCCUACACAACAUUCUCAGGUCAAUCUGCUUAUGAUAGUUGGUUUCUAUCAUUCUACAAUGUUUUCUUCACAUCUCUUCCUGUUAUAGCAUUGGGCGUAUUUGACCAGGAUGUUUCUUCCCGAUUUUGCCUCAAGUUCCCCAUGCUUUACCAAGAAGGCGUACAGAAUCUCCUCUUUAGCUGGCGUAGGGUACUUGGUUGGAUGUUCAAUGGAAUCAUUAGCGCCAUUAUGAUCUUUUUCUUGACCCUAAGUGCUUACCAGCACCAAGCAUUCCGCCAGGGUGGUCAGAUUGUUAGCCGUGACAUUCUUGGAGCCACACUGUACACUUGCGUGGUCUGGGUUGUCAAUUGCCAAAUGGCAAUCUCUGUCACCUAUUUCACUCUCAUUCAACACAUAUUCAUCUGGGGAGGCAUUGCCUUAUGGUAUAUAUUUCUCCUUGGAUAUGGAGCAAUUACUCCUACUAUUUCAACAAUUGCCUAUCAGUUGUUUCAAGAGGCACUGGCUCCAGCGCCAUCCUUUUGGAUCACAAUUCUCUUCGUUGUGCUAUGUACACUCAUUCCAUACUUUAUAUUCGCUGCGAUCCAAACGAGGUUUUUUCCUAUGUACCAUAACAUGGUCCAGUGGAUUCGUUUUGAUGGGAGACAAGAUGAUCCAGAGUAUUGUCAAAUGGUAAGGAUGAAUUCUGUGAGGCCAACGACUGUAGGGGUGUCAGCAAGAUUAGAUGCAAGAGUUAGUCUGAUUUCCACUGAAGUACAUAACGAACUUGGUGAGUUCACAUUUUAAGGUUUGUACAGUAUUAACUGAUGCCAUAGGUUGCAAAGCUGGAUUUUGGGUUGUGCACUGUGUUGUUUAUAAGAUAGAUUUAGGUGUUUCUAAGGGGAGAGUUGAAAUGUAAAUUUUUAUUUGUUUUUUUUUC